This is a messenger RNA of Drosophila albomicans, 854 nucleotides long. Its product is annotated as fibrous sheath CABYR-binding protein-like. The record is from RefSeq and is a predicted model, not a curated record. Gene Ontology annotation, molecular function: protein binding. The coding region runs from base 10 to 735 and encodes 241 amino acids. NCBI's taxonomy places the organism in Eukaryota, Metazoa, Arthropoda, Insecta, Diptera, Drosophilidae. The transcript is spliced from 4 exons.
GACGCCUAUAUGGCUGCUGCUGUCGACACCAAGGGCACCGAGAUACUCUACCAGUAUUUCCGCGAUCGUGAACUAAAGCGAAUUGAAAUAUUGAUCCAGAAUAAAGCGGCUACUACAAUCCAGGCUGCUUGGCGUGGCUAUGCAGUCCGGAGGACGUUGGCUCAGCAUGUCUGCACGUGCAUUUGCACUCUGGAUAACAAAGAUGAGGAGGAAGCUAAACAACGGGAAGCUGCUGCUCGUACUAUACAGCGGUUCUUCAAGAAAAUGCUUUUACGGCAGUCAAUUAAACCGAUGGGUGAUCCGUGUGAGGAAAAAGAAACUCCGAGAGGUAGCAUAUCAGCAGCUGCUGGUGCCCCAACUGGACCUCCAACGGAAACUAUUGCUGCAACUGUUGAUGAAACUGAGGCGACAAAAAUAAAGAUAGCUGAUGAAGACGCCACUGCAAUCUCAACAGACGAAGCUUCGCCUGCAGCUGCUGAAGAGACGCCACCAGCAGAUGCCGGCGAAGUUAAGCAGGAAGUUACGCAAGAUGAAGCUCCCAUAGAAACUGUCACGAUUGAAGAAUCUCAUGAGACACAACCUCCUACUGAGGUUGAAACAUCCGCAGAGCAACCUCCGCCAACUGAAGAAGCGGUAGCACCAGAACCUCCAGCUGAAAACGCAGAGCCGCCAGCAGCUGCCGAAGAGCCCGCUGCAGAAGCCACCGAAGAAGCUCCGCCUGCCGCAGAAUCAUAAAUGGAACGUUGUUUUUAAUGUUAUAACUUUUAAUCGCUCAUAUAAGUUUGUGAUCUUCUGCUUGUAAAUUAGUUUAACGUGUAAUUCAAUAUGUGAAUGAAUAGAUUAUGUUAUAUUCA